AUGACAGUCGCAGAAAGAAAAGCGAUUCGAAAAGUGGCCGGGCAGCAUCUCCGAACAGCUUACGGCAUCAAGGUCAAGAAGUGCAACCAAAAAAAACAGGUCCGUUAUGAGUCGACAGCAACCAAGUCGACAAAGGUCUUUGGUGUGCCCUUGGAGUGCUUGCCGUGUUCUCAGAUGGAGUAUGGGAGUGUCCCUUGCUUUCUGGUGGAUGCAUGCAUGAACUUGCUGGAGCAUGUCGACACAGAGGGCCUGUUUAGAGUAUCUGGCUCUCUUGCUCACCUGAAGACACUGCAGAAAAAAUUGGAUUCUGGUGAAGAGUGCCUGUCUGUCUGUCGUCCUUGUGACAUGGCCGGCCUGGUGAAGAAAUUCUUCAAGGAUUUGCCAGAACCCGUGCUACCCACCAAGAUGCAGGAGGCCUUCCUCAAGGCACAGCAUCUCCCCACCAAGGAGGCCCGCACCAGCGCCACCAUGCUGCUCUCUUGCGUCCUUCCUGACGCAAACCAGAGUGUCAUGCGUCAUGUCGCUGAGUUCCUGCUAAAAGUGUCCAAGAGGAGUGCAAAGAAUAAAAUGGACUCCGCUAACUUGUCGUUAGUCUUGGCUCCCACCCUCCUCCAGUCCGGAGGAGUUACAAAGAUGGACGGCAAUGCAGAGAAAUGCCUCCAACUGGAGAGGGAUGUCCUUCACUGCUUCAUAGAGAACGCCCACGACAUUGGUAACAAUGCACAUAACUCAGCUUGA
This is a messenger RNA of Hippocampus comes (tiger tail seahorse), 738 nucleotides long. Its product is annotated as rho GTPase-activating protein 11B-like. Gene Ontology annotation, biological process: signal transduction. The coding region runs from base 1 to 738 and encodes 245 amino acids. The record is from RefSeq and is a predicted model, not a curated record. The transcript has 5 exons. Gene Ontology annotation, molecular function: GTPase activator activity. Lineage: Eukaryota; Metazoa; Chordata; Actinopteri; Syngnathiformes; Syngnathidae.